Salvia hispanica is the source of this 1125-nucleotide messenger RNA. Lineage: Eukaryota; Viridiplantae; Streptophyta; Magnoliopsida; Lamiales; Lamiaceae. The record is from RefSeq and is a predicted model, not a curated record.
CAUUUAACGAACUCCACUGAGUUGCGACAAAGGCCUUUUCAAAUUUCAAAUAGUGGAGUACUUCCAUUCCCUCUCUCCGCCUCGGCUCCCUCUCUCUCUCUCCGCUGAUUUAUCCGUCAGUGUAAUGGUGGAAAAUCAAAGUGGCAACACUUAUGAAGAUGCUAGGAAGCAGAGGCUGAUAGAAAAUAAAAAGAGAUUUGAGGAUUUGGGAUUAGUGAAGUUGUCUAAAUGCCUCACAGAUGUAACCAAGUCAGUGAAACCCCAGAACAGGCAAGUUCGUUUGAAACAAACAGCGACUUUCUCAGCAGAACCAAGGCGCUCAUCACGUGCUCGAAAUCAAGUUUCAUAUUGUGAUGAUGUUGAUGCCGAGCUUCCUGCAGUUCGUAAGAGCUCAAAGUUUAAUUCUUCAUGGACAAGAUACCUUGCCAGACCAGCUGAAGAAGUUAAAGCCGCAUCAUAUGAGGAAAGAGCUCGAGCUUUUAAUUGUGCAGAUAAGAUCAGAAGCAACCUACAAACUGGCAAUCCAUCCUUCGUCAAAUCAAUGGUCCGAUCUCAUGUAUACAGUUGUUUCUGGUUGGGGCUUCCGAGUAAAUUUUGUGAAGAACACCUUCCCAAAGAGACAGUGGAUAUGGUGUUAGAGAACGAGGAAGGCUCCGAAUAUGGAGCCGUUUUCAUUGGCAAGAAAGCGGGGCUUAGCGGUGGAUGGAGAGCAUUUGCACUCGAUCAUAAACUGGACGAUGGCGAUGCUUUAGUCUUUGAAUUGAUUGAGCAAACAAGAUUCAAGGUUUACAUAGUUAGAGCAGUGGAGUGCCAAAAUGGAAAUGCUAGUGUCGAUGCAUCGGAUGCUGACGAAAAACCAAAGAAGAAGAGAAAGACGGAAGACAGCGACCAGACGGAGAAACUGGAAGUGGUCUCAGCAACAAGGAGAAGUUUGAGAAAGAAAGGCAAGUGAAUUUGGGAGAUUAUGAGGUUCUCAUUCAUAGUAUAUAAAUUAAUGGGAGCUUAAGAGAUUUGGUUGAGAUGAGCCAUUUUGUGAAUGUACUGUAUGUCACAGCUUUGAACAUCAUAUGUGUGUUCCCAGUUCGUUCUGCUUUCUUAAUAUAUUUUGUCAACAAAAUUUUACCA